AUGCCCCUCUCAAUUUCAAGUGUCGGUGGUGUCUUGGUGUCUAUCGUGCGCAUGGGGUCAACCAAAGGCAAUUUGAAAUCUCAUCGUGAUGGCUAUACACAGAAGGAUAAGAACGACCGAGGCUGCCCCAACCGUGAAAAGGCUAAGCAGGAAGGGGUAAAGCUUCCGCCUUCAGUUGCCGAACGCCGGAAGAUGGCUAAUGGUGAUGGGAAACAGAAUUUCCUUCAAGCUCAGCCCCAAUUUGUCAAUCAAGUGUUGAAUCAGCUCAUUAUGAUCUGGCAAAUCCGUCAAGCACUUCCAUGGACACGGCAUUGA
Molecule: messenger RNA, 315 nt
Organism: Puccinia graminis f. sp. tritici CRL 75-36-700-3
Lineage: Eukaryota; Fungi; Basidiomycota; Pucciniomycetes; Pucciniales; Pucciniaceae
Exons: 1
Coding region: 1-315 (104 amino acids)
Source: RefSeq, a predicted model, not a curated record